UUCAAAGAACCCAGUGUUAGUAGGAGGAACCCGCAGGAGUCUGAGCUCAGAGCUGAUCCACGCUAGAACUUCAUCAGCUUCAGGCAUGGCGCCGGACGUGGAGAGGAUCAUCCAGAGCAUCGGCCUUGGAGACCAGGACGCCGUCCAGCUCCUGCUGGACAACUACAACACCCAGCAUGCAGAAUGCUUCUUCUUCAACACUGAGGCGCAGGAGAGGAAAAAGCAACAAAGACUGGAAGAGUUCAGGAAGAACAAGAUAAGGGACUGCGCUCCUGACUCGGAUUCAGACAUGGACUCGGACGAUGAGAAGCCGGACCUUCUUCUCAGAGAGGAUCUGGCUGCAGCCCUGCUGUGCUUCGUCAGUGGUCAGCUGCAGCCUGGAGUGUUACGGGCUUGUCUUCACACUCUGCGGAUCCUGUCCCGUGAUCGCAGAGCCCUCGGGCCGAUGGUCACGGAUAGUGCACUUUUCACUUUGGCACAUCUGGGAGGAAUUGAUCUACUGCAGCCCUGCCAGCAGCAGGACGGGAUGACCGAAGCUCAGCGGGACAGAACACAGAGAAGUGACUGUCAGGGAUCAACAGAUGCUGAUGAGAGGUGUGACGUUUCCUUUUCCGAUCCCAACAAAGAGGCUAGUGGUUUGGAUACAAACGACUGCUAUGGUCACCGCCUUAAACAGCGAGAAAACGAGGGCCCCCUGGUGCUCGCUCCUGGGAAGAAAGACGCCCGGGAAGAGGAGAGCCAGGAAGAAAGGAAGGAGGAUGAUUGGGAUGUGUGCAGGAAGGAGGCCAUGAAAGUCCUAUGUAACAUCAUUUACAACAGCCCCCGGGCUCAAGAGAGAGCCAGCGCACUCAGGCUGCUGCAGGGAUUAUGGGAGAGUCUGAAGCAGGGGAUGUGGAGUAGGGCGCCCCCAACAGGCCAGUUCUACAAGCUGAGGCUGCUCUUCCUACUAACAGCCCUGAGGCCUGAGCUCAGGCUGCAGCUGCAGCAGGAGCGCGGGGUGUUGGUUCUGACCCAAGCCUUGGAGCAAUGCCUGGCGUUGAGGUGGUCUGAAGGACAUCAGCUGGUCACUGACGGCAAAGCCCCGCCCAUUUCCCAGGAGGUGUCCCAGGAUGUCAUCGAGAUCCUCAAGACCAUCUUCAACAUCGCUCACAGGUUCUACCGGCAGGAGCCGGAUGAGGAGGAGGCGGCUCUGUAUCGCCACCUAGCAGCCGUCCUACGCUACUGUUUGCUGCUGUCGUGCGAUGGACCCGACACACGGGAGGAGCUGCAAGGGCACACGGUGAACAUCCUGUCAGCUCUGCCCCUCACCUGUCUGGACGUCCUACUGGCCGUCCCUGUGGACCAGGCAUCCCAUAAACAUGAAGGGAUCAACAUGGACUGUGUCCACGCGCUGCUGCUCUUCAUGGACAGACGGCUGAACAGGGGUCUGAAGCUGAAGGAGAAGCUAACUCCUGUCCUGAGUUUACUGACAGAAAGCUCUCGGGUUCACAGGGAAACUCGUCACUACUUACGACAAAAGAUUCUGCCUCCUCUGAGGGACGUGGCAGUCCGUCCCGAGCAGGACAAUACGCUGAGAGGCCAGCUGGUCCGCCUGAUGACCCACGUUGACACGGAUGUAAAGGACUGUGCUGCUGAGCUGCUGUUUGUCCUCUGCAAAGAAAACGGUACAGUCCCACUUCUACAGCCCUGGGAGCUCCAAGACCAAAUCAUUCAGCCGAUGGGGGUGACAGCAGAUGGCAGACUGGCUCCUCUGUGGGGCCAAAUGAGAGGCUGCACAGAGGAGCUGGAGGAAGAGGAGGAAGAGGAGGAG
Molecule: messenger RNA, 1810 nt
Organism: Cyprinodon variegatus (sheepshead minnow)
Lineage: Eukaryota; Metazoa; Chordata; Actinopteri; Cyprinodontiformes; Cyprinodontidae
Product: synembryn-A-like
Exons: 13
Biological process (GO): G protein-coupled receptor signaling pathway
Cellular component (GO): plasma membrane; cytoplasm
Molecular function (GO): guanyl-nucleotide exchange factor activity; G-protein alpha-subunit binding
Source: RefSeq, a predicted model, not a curated record